Molecule: messenger RNA, 839 nt
Organism: Xyrauchen texanus (razorback sucker)
Lineage: Eukaryota; Metazoa; Chordata; Actinopteri; Cypriniformes; Catostomidae
Product: N-lysine methyltransferase KMT5A-like
Exons: 4
Coding region: 186-839 (217 amino acids)
Molecular function (GO): protein binding
Source: RefSeq, a predicted model, not a curated record
GCUGGUGCGGCCCAGCCUCAGGAUGUCGUGGACGCAGCUCUACUGCUGGAAUCAUUGGCCAGCGGGUCUGCGGACGAGACAUCCUUGGCUACGCCUGGCGCUGCUGGGGGACAUCGGAGUGACUUUGGGGAAUUCAUAGAAAGAUUUCCAGUUUCGCUGGAGGGUCUCCCGCCAUGUAAAAAUGGAUGGAAUACGGUUUUCCAGAAGACCGUGUCUUUUACAAGAAAUGGAGGGCCUCCCAGUACACCAAGAGAUUGAAACAUCUGCUGUCAUACUUCACACUCCGCAAACCGUCUGCAGCAAAGGUGGCACGUCGUAUCUCACAGGAGGGCUGGACGGUGAACUGCCUGAAGCCGGAGAAGAUUAUGCUGCUGUGGAAACCAGCCCCAAAACAAAAAGUGGAAGAAGACGGCUUUGUAAUUCAGUGCGUGUCCCAGCAGAACUGGAUGGGGCUUGCCAUCAAGGACUUUGGUGCAGAGCAAGGUCUAGGAGUCGUCACAACCCGACGGUUUUACAAAAACGACAUAGUCUGUGAUUACCAUGGGAAGGUAAUCACAGCGGCUGAAGGGAGGGCCAUGGUGCAGAGCCAGCACGACGAGCCUGGAUAUGUAUUCUUUUUCAAAGCUGGACAAAGAGAACUAUGUGUAGAUGCACAGACUUUUCCAUGCGAGUGCCACCCUCAUGCAAACACGUUUGGCAGAAGAAUCAAUCAUUCUUGCAAGAUGCCAAACCUCAAACCGUUCCAUUGUAGCAUGAAAAUUAAUGGGGAAGACAAGGACAUAAUCUUAUUUAAAGCACUGAAUGACAUCAGUGUUGGCACCCAGCUCAAAUUCGACUAG